Molecule: messenger RNA, 2790 nt
Organism: Rotaria sp. Silwood1
Lineage: Eukaryota; Metazoa; Rotifera; Eurotatoria; Philodinida; Philodinidae
Source: the annotation of a GenBank genome assembly
AUGUCAACUGAAACGAAAUAUUCAAGGAUAAAAAUAAAUUUCUUUGAUCCUAUUCUUUCUGCCAAUUCUUAUAUUGGUAAUGUCAAAGAAAAUGAGCGUACUGUUCAAAUUCAGCCUCGUUUAUAUGCAACUGAUGCUGAUCCAUCGAAUUCUUUAAAUGGUAAAAUUUGUGGGUAUGAAUUAUCAUGGCAUAAACAUGAUGAUAUUGUUGGCGACAUAACACAAAGUAUUCCAUUUAUUGUUGAUCUUGUUGAUAAUCAACCUAUUCUUAAACUUAAACCAAAUAUUGAUACUCUCGAUUGUGAAAUACAACAAACGCAUCGUAUGUAUAUACGUGCGUACGAUUGUGCACCUUUAGACAAGCGUCGUUACUCAGAAAGAUCAUCGUUAAUAGUUACUGUUGAUGAUGUUAAUGAAUAUGCACCAAUAUUUACACAUAAUCAUUAUCUAUUCAAAUUACAUGAAAACCAAACGUGCGAUUCUUCAUCAUGUCGCGUGGAAGCAACCGAUGAUGAUUGUGCUAAUCCAGAUCAUCGUGUAUGUAAUUAUGAAAUAAUAACACCAAAUGUACCUUUUUCUAUUAAUUCACAUGGUAUAAUAUCGACAACAUCAACAUUAAAUAGCGAUCAAUAUGAAUUUGAUGUUAUUGCUAUUGAUUGUUUUCUAUCAAAGGAUAAUUCAAGAAUGAUUAGUCAACCAACUCGAGUUACUUUUAAAAUCAUUAAAUCAUGCACACCAAUUAUUACCGAUAAUGCUGCAUCAUCAAAAUUAAGUAUUCAAUCAGAUCAUAUUCAUCUAUUUGAUACUAUUAAUGUUGAUACAUGUGAUGAAACAUGUAAUGUUCAAGAUAUUGUUGGUACAGUUGAACUUGAUACACAUGAAUUGGAUAGUGGUUGUAAUCUUGAUCAAUGUUCCACAAUUAAUCGUGAAUAUAUUUUAUUACCAAAAGAUGAUCAUUCAAAUGAAAUUCCUCAAACAAAAAUAACAUCAUUUAAUGGUCAUAAUCAAGUAUUAAUUGUUAAUCAAACAGAAUUUUCAGGUCAUUUCAAUGAUGAAUUUAUUAUACGUAUGUGGAUGAAAUAUACAAAUGAUAAUAAAAAUAAUAAUGAUAAAGAACAUAUAUUUUGUAAAAGUGAUAAAAAAUUAAAAAAUCGUCAUCAUACUGCUCUAUUUAUUCAAAAUAAUUAUUUAAAAUUAUUAUUACGUAAAGGACCAUUAUCAUCAAAUCUUCAUACAACAUAUGCAUCUGAAUGGAUAUGGAAAAUUCCACAACUAAAUGAUAAUCAAUGGCAUUCAUAUAAAUUUAUUGUUAAUUAUCCAACUAAAAUUGAUUUAUAUAUUGAUGGAAGGUUAUUUGUUUUAACAAAUGAUAAUUUUCGAGUUAUCGAUGAAAUUCCAUUAUCAGUUAUUGAAGGAACAGAAGAUACAAUGUUUGUAUUAGGAGCUUGUUGGCAUGCACGAGCAUCUCGUUUAGUUCAACAUUUUCAUGGUCAAUUAUCUGGUCUUAUAAUUGAACAGAACGAAGAAUUACAACGAUCAUCUAAUUGUAUUCGAGAAUGUCAUCAAUAUCUUGAUAUUCCUGAUGUUCAAUCUAAACCAAAUGUUGAAUUUAUUAGUAAUUCUAAUCGAUCAAUGUGGAUAUUACGUACAGAUACAGCUAAAUCAUAUGAAGAUUUAUUAAAACAUAUUGUUUAUCGUAAUACAUUUGAACCUAUUGGUCCAUAUGGUCAACGAAAAAUAAUAAUUCGUACAGGAGUUAAAUGUUUAGGAGAAGUUAAUACACAUGAUUUACCAAUAUUUACACGUUAUAUAUCAAUUGAUGAACCAAAAAUUCCAAUUAAAAUUGAACUUAAAGCUGAUACAAAUUAUAUAGUACCAGAAGAUGCUAUUAAUCGUGGUAUUUAUCUAUUUCGAACUUUAUCAAUUUAUACCAAUGCAAUGAAAAAAAGUCAAGGUGAUAUUAGUGAUUGUACUUUAAUAACACAACCAUCUUUAUCAAAUACUGAACAAAUUAUUGUACCACAAGUUUCAAAUCUUAAAAAACAGGUGUCAAAUGAAGGUGUCAUGAUUUCAGGCAUUGAAUCUAUUGAUGCUUAUCAAAGUUUACUUCGACAAAUCGCGUAUAUAUCACGAACACCAAUAACAUAUGUUGAUCGAACAUUUACACUUUCAUGUGUUGGUUUAUAUGAUAAAGUAUUUACAAAUGAAAUUCGUGUUCGAGUUCGUAUAGAAAAACAGAUGGUUCCAUCAGCUCCAGUUGCUGCCGUUCUAUCAAAUAAAUUAGUUGUAGAUAAUGAUCAAACAAGAGAUAAUAUAUUUAAUGUUAAUGAGGAAGAAUCUCGAAUGCAACAAAAUAAGUCAGGCUGGCCAAUUGCUGUAGUUGUUUGUGUUUCAAUUGGUCUUGCUGGUGUACUUGUACUUUAUCUUAUUGUACGUAUUCGUACAAGUAAUCGACAACAUAAUCCAAAUACAAAUACCGGCGAUGAUAUACAUUCACAAAUGGAAUGGGAAGAUGAUAUUGGACUUAAUAUUACUGUUAAUCCAUUAGAUGAAACAAAAAAACCUGUUCAAUCAAUAAAUAUGCAUAACAUAGAACAAAGAAUGAAUGAAUAUUCAGGUUCAAGUUCGGAUGAUGAAGGUGAAGAAUAUGAAAAUGAUAAUAAUAAUCCUAAUCAAUAUUCAUCUGAAGAUGAUGAUGGUUAUGAAAAUAAUCAAAUACAUCCAAAAAAACAUAAACAUCAAUUAGAAUGGGAUGAUGCAGCUAUUGAAUAUGGACCCAAAAAAGUUUGA